UCCUCCAUUUAUAAAUCCUUUCCUUCACCACAACCACACACCAAGCCAACCUACCCACUUGCUGCUCCCGUUGACGCACCACCGCCCUUCCUCUUUCUCUCCCUAUCAAACUUACCCGGAGAGAUGCAAGGCGUCCACGGCUACCGUCUCGGCCGAUCCGACGGUGGAGUCCGCCUCGAAUUGACCCCCACCACCUCUUCUCCUCUCGCGAUCGAUAUAUCCGAAUCCACCGAAAUGAGGAUCCAACGCCUCAUAACAGAGAAUCCAGUCAUCAUAUUCAGCCGCUCAGCCUGCUGCAUGUGCCACGUCAUGAAACGCCUCUUCUCUUCUCUCGGUGUAUACCCUACAGUCAUCGAAUUGGAGGAGGAUGAGAUCGACGCACUCUCCGCUUCACAGCAGGAUGGCGGAGGUGGUGGUGAGACCGUAGCUCCGGCGGUGUUCAUCGGUGGGACGCGUGUUGGAGGAUUAGAAAGUCUUGUCGGACUCCACUUGAGCGGUCAUCUUGUUCCGAAGCUCGAAGAAGUUGGUGCUCUGGCGUUGUAGCUAGGCGUAGCAACCCCAAACAAAACAAAAGGGGGUAUUAUGGUAAUUUUAUAAAUAUAUUUUGUGUUGUUUUAAUUUCUAUGCAAUUCUUUUUUAUUUUUAAUUUUUAUGGACAUGCUAGCUACAUGCACCAUAUUUAUUUCCUAAUUGUAAAAAUGUAAGAUUAAGUUGGAUUAUCAAUGGCACAAUUAUGUAAGCAGAAAGUACAAGUUUGAAACCUUACUUGUUUUGAACCGUUGGUUCUUCUUUUUGUCUUCAA
Lactuca sativa (garden lettuce) is the source of this 802-nucleotide messenger RNA. Its product is annotated as Thioredoxin superfamily protein. NCBI's taxonomy places the organism in Eukaryota, Viridiplantae, Streptophyta, Magnoliopsida, Asterales, Asteraceae. The record is from RefSeq and is a predicted model, not a curated record.